ACGGUCGAUUGCAUCGGUAAUUGCAGCAAGAGCAUAAUUGAGAUUUGAUCGUCUGUACAGCAGGGCAAUCUCGCACAAGAAGGGCAGCGACACUCGGGCGUCUCUUGAGUCUCGAGAGGCAGCUCGCUGACCAUGGAACCUUUCAGAUGGUCCUAAAUUCUGUGGCUUUUCAGGGGUUGCAAUUGGUGCAUGCCGACCAUGCUGCUGCUGCUGCAGGGGGAUGCUUGCGAAAAGAAUUUCAAAGAAAAUCGCAUGCAGCUGUCAACUUGCAAUGUUAUCCGUGCUCCGUGAUCUUGUCAUCUGGGCAAGCUCAACGCACUCCUACCACCUUGACUACAUGUCUAUGGCCAUGCGAACUUUUGCCGAUCGUGCGCUGUUGGCUAUCAUCAUCUGGCACGCCGCUGUCAACUGGUCCUUGGCCCAAGACAUGUGCCGACAGAUUCCUCUGCAGGCCACCCAGACCUUUCGAUCCCCAUAUUGCGGCACAGUUGCAGAUAGGGACAAAUUCUGUGCGCAACGAUGCAGUCGUCGCAUCGCCGAUUACAUUUACCGCCUAGCGUGGACCGCGGCAGAUGUAUGCUCCAUCGUCAAUCCUCGGUAUGAUUGGGACCUCCGUUUUCAAAAUCUUCGUUCGACAGUGACGCUGCCUGGCGAUAUGGGGAUGGCAGGUGAAGGGUGUUCGCAAACACCUAAUAUCGAAUGCAUGUGCUCCGUGGAUGUGAUGCUGCAGCGUGCCGUUCUAUUCCUUGCAGAGCCCCAGCAAUCUGGACACUAUGAUCCCAUGCAGGCAGCAAUUGCCAGAAACAAGUGGUGGUGUCUUCCUAAUGGUGGCAUUGCAAAUCGCAUGAAUCCAGCUGGGCUUUCACGUGAAGUUUGGUACAGGGACAUGGUACAGCAGGAAGCAGCUGAGCGUAAUGAAGUUGUACAAGACAACUUCUAUCCGGGAACAGAUGCACCGGGUAUUCCAUCAAACGAGCACAUCUGGCGAGUUCAUUCAGAGCCAACCAGGCGAUUGAUCAGAUGCGAAGCCCACUUUGACAGCGCGUUUGCAGAUUUGCUGAUGGAAUCUGGUUCUGGCAGCUGUACAAUCAAACGUCCUGAUCUCAGCAAUAAAGCUAAAGCCUCGGGUACGCUUGGCCUCAAAUGUUCUGGUGGGCUAGGUAUGGUUGACAUUGUCGACCGGCUCAAACGGCUAUACGAGGCGGAUCCACGCAAUGUACCUACACGAGCAAGAAAUUUUAUCCGUGUUCGAGACCUAUAUGCCUGGAUAACUGAGAGCGCCUUCUUGGAAAUGAGACUUGGUCAGGACUUUGCUUCCUUAGUAGGUCAGCAAAUGGGCGAGUAUAUGGCGGGCGCUUCGAACCUUUCGCCGGAAGCUCUUGCUUAUGGUCAACAACACCCAACACAGUAUUACCUAUAGUCUACCAUACCAAUGCUUAAGAGUGAAAGUGUUUGAAACGAUGUUCUCUACCUAUGCUAAAUUCAUGAUCAGAGAUGAGAGUAAGCAGUUACUUGGCUACAAGGUUCAGCUGCCUGCUGUUGCCAUGGUGAAGCCGUAUGUACUCAAUAUCAACAAGGGCCUUGCAGUUGAUGUGGGGUCUCAACAUCAUUCUUUGGGCCUUACUCUUGAGUAAACUCUUCUACGACAUGGAUACGCCUGUAAGAUAGUUAUCCCUGGCUUUACGAACAGAC
This is a messenger RNA of Protomyces lactucae-debilis, 1692 nucleotides long. RefSeq lists its product as uncharacterized. Bases 221 to 1420 code for a protein of 399 amino acids. The record is from RefSeq and is a predicted model, not a curated record. The transcript has a single exon. NCBI's taxonomy places the organism in Eukaryota, Fungi, Ascomycota, Taphrinomycetes, Taphrinales, Protomycetaceae.